Messenger RNA from Dermacentor silvarum, 4526 nucleotides. RefSeq names its product nose resistant to fluoxetine protein 6. The coding region runs from base 396 to 3011 and encodes 871 amino acids. The transcript is spliced from 15 exons. The record is from RefSeq and is a predicted model, not a curated record. Gene Ontology annotation, molecular function: acyltransferase activity, transferring groups other than amino-acyl groups. Lineage: Eukaryota; Metazoa; Arthropoda; Arachnida; Ixodida; Ixodidae.
AAAAAAAGCGGGGAGGGACGGUUCGGUUAUAACGGCCGGGUAUGGUUUCCCGGAAGCUUUAGUCGCCGAAACACGACUGCGAUACGUUUCGAACGGUUGGUUCGAUACGCCACCGGGACUGAAUCGUUGGUUUUCGUUUUCAACGUUGCCUUAGAAUAGGGCAUUCAUUGCAAAGGACAGUUAGCCAACCAGGUGUAGAAGUCGGGUUCGGCUGGAUAGCUCCAACGAAUCGGGGUCUGUCUAAUUCAACUUGCCAGAACUUUGGGAUACUUCUGAAUCCUCGCCGAGCGUGUCGCUUUAGGCGAGAAAUACUUAUCUUACUAGUAUCGCCACUAGAAAGCAAGUACAAUCGCAAUUUUCAUCCAACUGCAGGCUUACUUGCUUGCGUAACGGUGAUGGUGCCUCGAAUAAUCUGGCAAGCUAGGCUCCAUAUUUUUAGUGGCCUACUCGUUCUGUUUCUGGCUUGCUCGACGCACACUGUGAAAUGCGCUAGCAUAGCUACGCAGUCUGGCCUUCCCACUGCUGGACAUACGGAUAUCCUAAGCUCUUGGAAUCCAACGGAGGCCACAAGUUCUCUCGGAAGCGAAGAGGUUUUUCGCCAAUCGCAGUCCAGUAGUGUACCGCAACACUUACCUGCACCGACUGGGUCGACAGAAACUGCUCGCCCUCCGCCUAGUGAAAAUGGACGCACUGCCACCGUGGCGACUUCGCGAGCGACGCGGUCGACAACGCUCAAUGAGUCGAUGGGCGCAAAAACCAGGACAUCAGCGACAACCUCCACUACCAGUAGCGCGUUGGAUACAAAGCGGGAAGCACCAUCUUCGACCACGGAUUCGUAUGAACCAAGAAAAUCGAAGUUUAUCGAAGACGUCAAGGCCACCAUUAAGCAUAUAAUGUCGACCAUGGGCAGCGGGCUCGCGCGGAGGCUACUGCAAGCUGAUAUAUCCACGGAAUGCAGCCUCGGCGUGCUGAAGUUCAUGCGUGCAGUUCAGGAGCUCGAGCCGUGGGCCCUGAGACUGGUUGACUCUACGGCCAAGUACCCGAACGGUAUGCUGCAGGCGUCCACGGCUGAUCUGGGCGCUUACGAUGAGUGCAUCGAGACAGUCGUGCGCGACGAAUACGGGGACGUGAAAGUGCGCGGCCAGUACUGCAACGUUCACGUGUCGCUCGGCGACGACCGUUCGUUCAUAGGCGACAUACUCCCUGCAUUCCUCUACUCACACAAAAGGGCCCAAAACUUUACUUCAUACGUCACAGACGAAAGGCUUCCCGGUCUCCGCCUCGGCGUGUGCUUCGUAAGCUCGUGUAGCGCGCAAGACCUCACCAACAUCGCCCGCACCCUGAUGGGAAAUGUGGCAAAAAUUGUUGUCAAGAACUGCGUGACAAAUGAGGAUGAAGCGAUAAACACCACACAAGCCUGGAUAAUAGGUUUUCUGGCAGUCCUCGCGGCUGUGAUCGUUGUUGCAACAGGCUUUGAGCUACUUACGGAAAAUUGGGACAAGAGCCGCAAGAAAGCCGUUCCAUACAGGUGCGCUGUGGCAUUCUCAGCAUUGUCAAACACAAGGCUGAUUCUGAGCGUCAACAAGGACAAAGAUUCUGAAACUUACUCUUACCGCUUCAUGCACGGCAUCCGCUUUUUGAGCAUCUUCUGGAUUUGCCUUGGCCACUCCUACGGAACCAUAACCGAAAACAUAACGAGGCUCGUUAACGCCCUUCACUACUUUGAGCGCUGGGAAACACUGAUCGUGACAGCAGGCUACUUGGCUGUGGACAGCUUCUUCUUCUUCAGUGGAUUUUUGUUGUACUACACACUUAGCAAGCAAAAGCGCAAUAGAGUUGUCGUGGCUGUGGUGGCAAUCAUCCGACGAUACUUAAGGGCCACCGUUCCGCUCUUCUUCAUGAUCAUGUGCAUGUACCUGCUGCCCCUGAUUGCAACGGGACCCAAUUCUAAGGAAUUCUACAACAGAUUCUACGCAGAAAUUCGCAACCACUGGUGGGACUUGUUGUUUCAGAUGCGCAACUGGAGGGCGGACGAGGAAGUGUCCACCAUGCCACACCUGUGGUACCUGUCUGCAGACUAUCAGUUCUUCCUGGUGGCGGUAGUGAUUAUCCAGAUCUUUAAAGCGAGGAAAUGGCUCAUCGCAUUAAUUUUCAGUGUAUUAUCCAUCGUGUCUUGUGGAAUCGCUGCCUGGCAGAUAUAUGGCACCAACAUGACGCCGUUCCUUGUGGCUGUGGCCAAUGAGUUCGGCACUGUGAUGGACACGCUGAACCACUACUACAUGCUUCCAUUCUACCACGGCGUCUGUUUCUUUUCUGGAUGCUUAACAUUCCUUCUCGUCGAGAGAUACGGAAAGGCAAAAAUCUCAAAGAUGAUCCAGGCCUCACUGUGGUGUAUCUGCCUGUUCUGUGGCCUGUACUGCCUGUUCAUGAAGAUCGACUGGUACCGAAGCAGCGAGCGGUCUUCCGAGACCAAGCGCAUGUUUUACGCCUUCACCGACCGCAUCUUUUGGUCCAUAUGUGUGGCAUGGUUCGUCUUCACAUGCGCUACUGGCAGAGGAGGAAUCGUGAACCGCUUCUUGUCCUGGAAUGGGUUCGUGCCACUGAGCCGGCUGUCGUUCGGCGUGUAUCUCAUCCACUCGCCCUUCUUCAUACUCAUGUACCACAUCGCCAGGGAACGUGUCUUCUUCUCGCACUUCACGCUGGUGUCCCAGUGCUUCGCCGUCGUAGUGUGGAGCUACAUCCUAAGCUACUUCCUCUUCAUCGCCUGCGACGCACCGACGGGACACCUCGAGAAGCUGGUGUUCAUGCCCGAGCGGCGAAAGGAAACCUCGCGGGCGGCCGUCGCGGCUAAUGGCGUCCAGCAUAACAGCAACAACAAUGACAAGGACUUGCCCGUCGGCAUCAUCGAGGAGGGUCCGAUCAAGAAUUAUUUCUCCGGAGCAGUGCCUCCUUCUUUAGGAGGAACGGGUCGCGAUGACAAAUGCUGCGUCGAGAAGAGUUGUCGCUUGUAAUGUGAAACCAGGCUAACAAUCGUUGUUGGGCAGUCUGUACGAGGCGUGACAAUCGUCCACCGAUUGGUGCUUCUGCGUACCCUUGCGGGCAAGCCAGAGCGGUCUCAGAAAAAAAGACAGUACAUGAGUCUAUGUGUUCGGUGCAUUGCGUGUGCAGGUGCGCAACUUUGUGCGGGAAAGAAUUACGCCGUAUUUGAACAAGGUUACCGCCUGAAGAACUCUCGCCGGGGAAAGCGGCGACGGGUUUUCGAAACUGAUUGCUUUUGCUGACGUCAGUGCUACACGGCUUUUGCAACCGACCCACCUUGAGUCACUAUACGCGUCCCAUAAUGAGAGGACGUGGAAGCGUCCCUUGAAAGGUUUCCACCGUCACACAAUUGCUAAACAGUAAAUUCACCUACAUGUCUGCCGAAGGCUCAGGGCUAUCUACGGGUGCAACAUGCGGAAGUCCCCCCCCGCCCCCCUUUCAUUUGUUGUUCACCGUUUUCGGUAGCUUCAGCUGCUAUGCGGGGAAAAUGCGACUGCCCAUUAUUUAAACAGCCUGAAGCUUACUAAUGAGAUACAAGGAAUGCAAGAAGAAUGACGUGAGGGGCAAAUGUUUUGAGGUAAUAUAUUGCACGUAAAAGAAGCCUUGUAUAAACAGUUGGCUAUACUUAAUGUUCUAUGAAUGCAAAGAACGCAAUAACGUUGUGUUCAAGUUAUCGAGCUUUCUACGGCUCUGCAUAUGCGGAGAAAAGGCAAAAUGGUUGGCCAACAUAGUUUCACGUUCGCUCAUGAUGAAAGUCGUAUGCUGAGAAAAAAAAAAUCUUGUGCGUGAAUGACGACUUCGUAAAUAUUUGUUGUUUUAGUAGGAAACCUUCAAUUUGCACGCAUCACUUUCACAAUGUCGGCAUGUUGCAUUUUGCCGUAUGCGGACCUAUUUAUUUUCCAUAGAAUCAUGCGCUUUGCGCUGUGUAUAUAACUUGUAAAUAAAUUGUGUCAUGUGUUCUGAACCGAACUUGUCGAGUUAUUUUCGUAUCACUGGGUAGGGCACGGCAUUGCUAAAAAUACGUUGUAGGACAGCAAUGCAUUCGCAAUGUACAAAAUGUUGGACGCAUUUUCAAAACUAGAAAGUUUAUCAUAAGGUAUAAAAGUGGGAGACAACCUAUGAACGUUUUUGUGUUCCCGAUUAACUUGACCCUAAAAUUGGGAUUUUUUGUAGCCUCUGAUGUAGACCUCACCAGAAACAAAUUCGUAGGAUGUAAAUUUGCUGUAGUAAACGUGCAUGAUACAUUCUGACAAGAGAUAUGGGGUUCUCUUGUUUUUAUAAAACGGGGUGCCUCGCUUCGAAAAUACUCGUAAUUCUUAAGGAAACUUUUGAAAUGCGUAUAGGACUCCAUUACAAAGCUAAAUCUAUAGAGGAAAUAAGCCCUUCGACAUAAUUUCAACGAUCGCCCCUUGCUAAGGAAUAAUUGUUAGUUCACUAAUGCGUACUUUUCAAUGAUAAACUUAUUUGAGCCCCUGCAUUCCACACAA